ACUGCGAUUAAUCCUAUUGGAAACCCAAUUGCUACACGUAAACAUCUUUUUUGAAGAAAAUUUUCUCAAUACUUAUAGUUCACGUUAUAUAUACUAUAGAGUAUCGAGUAAAAUUUCCUUAAAAAAGACGUUUUGGAAUGCAACCCAAAUUCUAAACACACUUAUAAACAUUUAUAAGCUUACAGCGCUUACACGCGUGAACGUCCAAAACGAAUGCAGUCAUCGUCUACCUCUUUAUAAAUGUAAUUUUAAGUGCUGCUUCUUGAGAAGCUUUGUUCGUCGGACGAUGGCUUAUAACUUAAAAAAUGAAGAGGAAGUGAAGGAAUACUUGAAGAACUUACACAUCGAAUACCAGUUUAGCUGCUAUAGCGAAAAAAAGCCAGAAGUGUGCCAUCUAUUGGGCGAUUAUUAUGAAAGCCUAGAUCAAAAUUUGGAAAAGGCCGCAUCGAUAUACAAAACGACUUGUGACAAGUAUAAUUAUGGCAGAAGCUGCACGAAAUACGGUGAUUUUGUGGCGCUCGGUAAAGGUUGUAAGAAGGACAUACAGACAGGAUACAAAUAUAUGUCGAAAGGUUGUGAGUUAAACGAUGAAUAUGGCUGUUUGCAUGCUGGUAUAUUAGGCACAUCUAAGAACGAUAUAGGAGAGAAAGACAGGGCCACGCAGAUUAAGACGGGUGUCCAACAACUGAAGAAAGCCUGCGAUAUGUUCAAUUCGGAUAAAGCGUGUUUCUACCUUUCGGGAAUAUACUUGGCUGGCCUAGAAGGCAUUAUCGACAAGAACUAUAAGGAGGCAUAUAAGCUAUCUUUGAAGAGCUGCGAGUUUGGCAAUCCGUAUGCUUGUGCAAAUCUGUCGCAAAUGCACAAACGCGGAGAUGGUGUACAGAAAGACGACGCGCUUGCCGAGAUCUUCCAAAAACGCGCUUUGAAACUGCAUGCAGAAUUAAAAGCUGUACAGCCAGAAUUGAAGUUCCAUCAAGGCGUGAAUCCAUAACACUCCUUGAUAUUAGCUGCUUAAGACGUGAUUUUUGUUGCACGUCAAACUGACGUUGCGUUGUACGAUGUGUCUGUAUGUAAGUUUUGAAAAUGAAUAUCAACUGCCAAAUUUCAACAUACACAUCUGUUGCCAUCGUGACGUAUUCGAGUGUCCGUAGCAUAAAUUGUUAAUUUAAUCUGUAUUACAAAUAUAUGUUAUAAUUGUUUUA
Odontomachus brunneus is the source of this 1202-nucleotide messenger RNA. It is a transcript of the gene Coa7, whose product is annotated as cytochrome c oxidase assembly factor 7 homolog. The record is from RefSeq and is a predicted model, not a curated record. Gene Ontology annotation, molecular function: protein binding. Bases 287 to 991 code for a protein of 234 amino acids. NCBI's taxonomy places the organism in Eukaryota, Metazoa, Arthropoda, Insecta, Hymenoptera, Formicidae. Gene Ontology annotation, cellular component: mitochondrial intermembrane space. The transcript has 3 exons.